AUGGAAAAACCAUUCCAUGAUAUCCAUAUAACAACCACAGGUAUUACCUCCUCACAAAUAUCAACAAAUAUUAAUAAAAUUAUACUUUCCCUAGGAGGUACACUUUCCAAAGAUUUAAGACCAAAUAUCAACAUUCUCAUUGUGGAUUUAUCCAAUACAGAUAAUGAUGUAACAAAAAGUCAGAAAUUCAAUUACUCGAUAAAACAUAGAUUCGAUAUCAUCUUUCUGGAUUAUCAAUCUCUCGUCACCAUCCAUCAACUGUGGUUGAGAGGUGAUGACAUUUCCAUGUCUGAUCAUUCGAAUUUUGCUAGUUUGAAAAAUACUAAACAAAGAAUGUUGGCUGUUUUGAGAUCUCGGUAUUCUAUAAAACCAUUACAAAAUUAUAUCAUCUUCAUAGGGAGACUCUCCACAGAAGCUGCCGCUCAUCUCCCAAUUAUUCAGCCAUCCUUUAAAGAGUUAUGUAUUGAAUUGGGAGCAGAAAAGGUAAACACAUCGUAUUUCCCUCGAGAUUGUAAUCAACUUUUGAAAACCCCAUAUUCCAAAAUCAUCUUUAUAGCAGAUUCACUUCAUGGUGAAAGAAUAAAAGCAGCUCGUUUACAAUCUAUCCCCCUGGUGCAUUACAAGUGGAUCUUGGAUUGCAAUAAAAGAGGAGCUCCUAUUCCUUUCGAUCCGUCAUAUCUAUUGGAUAACCCUACUGUAUUGCAAUCCGAUUUCAAAUCUAUAGCUGCAAAUAUUUGUGAUUGGUCCUCAUCAACACACUCAUCAUCAUAUACAAUCUCUUCCUCUUUACAAUCAACUCGUCCAAUUACUUUGAAAAAAGAUAAAAAUGUUAAACGUUUAUAUCAAAAUGCCUUGGCAAGAGAAGUUUCAUCACCAAUAACUUCUCCACAUUUACCUCAACAGACUACAUUAGCAACAUCACCUUCUUCCAAUCCCACUUUCAAUUCAGAUCCUUCUCUUCUCACUCAUCCUCGCAGAGAGAAUAAUUUAUUUGAAAAUUGUCAUUUUUUCAUUCAUAAUUCUUUUAAUUCAAAACAAUCUAAGAUAUUAUCGAAAAUUAUUUUAAAUAAUAAUGGUAAUAUAAUAACAUCCCAUAAUGCAUUCGAUAAAGAUGAAAAAUUCAAUUUUAUUAUCAUUCCAUUUAAUUUACCCUUUAAUCAAAUCAACCUGCCUUCAAUGUCACAUACAAAUUUCAUUACAGAAUUCUUUAUUGAACGAUGUUUACAUUAUAAAAAUUUCAUUUUCCCCAUAGAUUGUUGGUCAAAACCUUUAUUCCAUACUUUGGAAUUCCAUCUCCUAUCUAACCCUAAUAUUAUGCAUAAUGGUUCUUCAUUAACUAUUGCCAUCACCGGGUUCCAAGGUGUAGAAUUAUUACAUUUAACAAAGCUAUUGAAUCUAUUAACUUCUCAUCCCACAAAUAUUAAUUUCCAAACAGUUUUAAAUAAAAAUACAGAUUUAUUAAUUGCAAAUUUAUCAGUAUUCAAAUCAAUCAAAAAUAAUAGAAAUUUAAAACCUUGGCAAAAUAAAUAUAAAUCUUUAUUCAUAGAUGAUAACCUUUCAAAUUCAAGAAAUUCCAUUUCUACUGAAUCAUUAAAGAAAAAGAUAGAAUUCGUAAGAGAUAUUCACAAGAUCCCUGUGAUUUCCCCGGCUUUUAUCAUUAAUUUAUUAGAAAAGACUUUUGAAUUGAAGGAGCCAUCAAAUCUUCUCUACUCUUGUAUUAUAAAUCCAGAUUGGUGCAUUUAUUGUUCAAGUGGUAACGUAGAUGAUUAUAAAGUGAAACUUCAAUUAAAUGAUAUAUCUUUAUCUGCUUUAACAUCAACUUCUACUUCUUCUUCACAACAACAAUCAUACAAAUCACAAUCUUGGAAAGAGUUGCACCCUAUUUCAACUCUACCAACAAUAAAACAAACUGGACGUGAAUUAAUUGAAAAAUUUAUUCAAUCUCCUACUACUGCUACGACUACUAAACAAUCCCUUAAGAUAAUUCACAAUUCAUCUUCCAAUAUUAUAGAAACUCCGAAUAUCAUCUAUUCGGCCGAACGAAAGAGACUCCCAUCUUAUUCGGCCGAUCAAUUACGUCAAAAUAUUUCCACUACUCCAGAUUUAUCUUACACCAAUACAAAUAUAAAACGUACAAAAAUUACUUUAUCUAAAGAUCAAACUAUCAUAUCAAGAUCUUCAAGCUGGGGUAGAAUGAUGGAAAACGAUUCAAUGACAACUUCACUUCCACUUUCAAAUAAUGGUGAUGAUAAUUUUACAAAUUCUUUUAAAAUUUCAAAUAAUUUAAAUAAUGAUGAUCAUUUACCACAUACUCAAAUCACUUAUGGUAUUUCUCCAACCAAAAGAGUAAAUGAUGAAACUUCAAAAUUGAAAAGAUUAACAAGACAUCAAAUUAAAGAAUUACGUAAAGAUUUUAAAAAAUAA
Molecule: messenger RNA, 2424 nt
Organism: Henningerozyma blattae CBS 6284
Lineage: Eukaryota; Fungi; Ascomycota; Saccharomycetes; Saccharomycetales; Saccharomycetaceae
Gene: DPB11
Product: protein kinase activating protein DPB11
Exons: 1
Coding region: 1-2424 (807 amino acids)
Biological process (GO): mitotic DNA replication checkpoint signaling; DNA replication initiation; mitotic G2 DNA damage checkpoint signaling
Source: RefSeq, a predicted model, not a curated record